GUUUGUUUCUCUCUUCUUCCCUCUUGUCCAUUCAUUAACCCCUCUACUUUCCUUUUCCUUUACGUUCCUUUAUUAUAAUGACUGCUAUUUUGAAUUUUCGCUCCUUUAAUCGUAAUAGCACCCAUGAUGAACCAGUCUCACCCACUUUUUCAAACUUUUCAUUAUCUGAAAAAACAUCAUCCGAAAUAAAAGAUCUUUUAAAAUCGGCUUUUCGCUCUUUGCGUGAAAAAGAAAGAGAUCUCAAACUUGCGGCUGAGGUUGGAAAAACAUUAUUAGAAAAUAAUGCAUUACUUGAAAACCAGCAAAGAUGGCUGCGAGACCAAGUUUAUAAUAACCAAUGCUCUUCUGAUGAAAAGCGAUAUCAAACUAUGAUUGGUAAACUCGAGCAAGAACAUGCAGAGCUGCUCGAUAAUUAUCAAACUAUUGUUGAAUCCAACAAUAGCAUGAAGAAGAACCACAAAGAAUCUGAACAAAAGCUCAUGGCCCAGGCAGAUGCACUGUACAAGGAACUAGAGGAUGCCUAUGGCGCUAUUCAAAAGCAUGAAGAAGAGAGAUAUAGUUAUCAGGGGUCAAUUCAAAAGUUAAAGAUGCAGCAAAAAGAAAUGAUGAGCAAGCAAAACAGUGCAGAGAUCGACAGGCUUUCAGCAGAAGUUAGUCAGCUGACUGCUCGAAAUCAAGCUUUAUUGCAAGCUAAGGAAGAAACGAAACGCCGCUUUGAAGAGACAGUAAAUCAGUUAGAGCAAGCAAAAAGGCAGUUGACGCAAAUGGGUAAAAUAAAGGAACAAUAUGAUACACUUCACAAGACAUUUCAACAUCAAACAACCCAUAUCAGUCAGUUAAAAGCAUGGAUUAAAGAAUGCCAACGUGAAUCGAGCAAGAUCUUGCAAGUCCCUGAAUUGAUGAGUGAUAGUCUAAAGUCAUACUGUUCCUCAGAUGAAGAUGAUUUUGAUCAUAACGAACAAAUGAUUCAACUUCACACGCAUGAUUUGGUACCCUCCUCUUUAUUUUCCGAGUUGCAAUCUGCUAUACAAACUAAGAAUAUUGACUUCACCACAGAUGGUGCUACUACUACUACGAUUGCAUCUUUUACUGAUGCUCCUAUUGUUGUCAGAGAUGUUUCAGAUACCAUGUCCCUCCAUGCUUACAACCUUUAUCCUCAGAUACAAAAGAGACACUCCACCUGGAGUUGCCAAGUCAACGUCGGAGAAGAAUCUUUUCAAUCGCCCGCCUUCCACUUGACAUUUGUUAUCUUAUUUGGCGCUUUACUCGAUUUGUACUCGUAG
Molecule: messenger RNA, 1283 nt
Organism: Rhizopus microsporus ATCC 52813
Lineage: Eukaryota; Fungi; Mucoromycota; Mucoromycetes; Mucorales; Rhizopodaceae
Exons: 3
Coding region: 78-1283 (401 amino acids)
Source: RefSeq, a predicted model, not a curated record